Salvelinus fontinalis (brook trout) is the source of this 5136-nucleotide messenger RNA. Its product is annotated as reticulophagy regulator 3-like. The transcript is spliced from 11 exons. Lineage: Eukaryota; Metazoa; Chordata; Actinopteri; Salmoniformes; Salmonidae. The coding region runs from base 1800 to 3347 and encodes 515 amino acids. Gene Ontology annotation, biological process: reticulophagy. The record is from RefSeq and is a predicted model, not a curated record.
UUUGGCUGAUCCAUUUGUGGUUUCAGUGUGGGUGAAAACAGAGUUGGUUGCUGUGGAAUCGGUGAGGGUAACCAGAAGUGGUCUGUUGAUAAUUGUUUGUGUUUCUGCUGGUCAGAGGGAGCAAGCGCUCAGUGUUAAAUUAAUGGGGACAAGAGAUGUGAAUUGUUCUGCUCUCAAUAAAAGGGCUCAAUUGAAAGGAGUGAUUACUGAAGUAGCGGUAAAUGUGAAAGUUGACCAACUGAAGGGGAAGUUUCCCGGUGUUUGUGAUUCUAGUUGUUUGGAGCGACGCAGACCGGGUGGUGAAACAGUAGAGCUGUUGUCUGUCUGUUCUUUUGAGUUUUGAUGUUGAGUCUUUGCCCGACAAAGUGAUGUUAGUAUAUAUGUUAUCCAGUACGAGCUUUUGUGCCGAAAUCCAUUACAUUGUUACAGGUGUCAAGCUUAUGGGUAUGUGGCAGCAGUGUGUAGGAGGGAGGUUCCUAGGUGUGAGAAUUAUGCAGAAUGACAUGAGAAAGGAAUGUGUAGCAUUGGGGAAAGUAGUGGUAUGUGUUAAUUGUAGGGGUGCCCAUGGGACUGGGGAUCAGAAAUGUCUGCUGUGAGAAAGGCAGAUUGAGGUUUCUAGGGUUAGAGUAGUGUAGAAGUUGUCAUAUGCUGAGGCAGUGAAGAAAGUAGAGGAAGAUGGGGUCAAAGGGGAUGGAUCCUGAGAGGAGUAGUGUUACUAGUAGAUCUGUACCAGUACAGAGGGAUAGACCAAUACGUGAUAUAUGCUUCAGUAAGAUUGCAUUUUUAGCUUUUAUUGUAAUGGUUAUCAACUGUACUGGAGGGAUGGAACGUAAGUCGCAGAAAAGUAAGGUUGUGGUGGCACAGGCAGAGAGGUAUUUGGGUGUACCAGACUUGACGUCAGAAGAGUUACGGGGUGUGUUGAGUGGGGGUGUCCAGUCCUUUCAGACUGUUGGCCUGAGGUAGGACUAGAUAGAUUUAAAUAGUGGAGUAGGGUGAUGGAUUUUCUUGUGUUUGGUUAGAUGGUAACGGUAUUUGUAAGUUUAUUUUUUAUUUUCAAGCAAUGUUUAGUGGAGUUAUACUCCAUUCUAGUAGGUGGCGGUAAUGCAACAUUUAUUGGAUGCCAACCUCCGUUAAACCUCAUCAAAGAAUACGUAUUCAUGUUAUUUACGAUGAGCAGUUCCCCACAUUUGGGGGAAUUAUGCGUUUUAAACAGGGGGUUAAGGGUGUAAUCAUUAGUCCAAACUGUUGCAAAACGAAACGAGAGUUUCUAUUGGACAAAUUAUGGUAGGUCCCGCCCACUUCGUUCCGUUUGCUUCCGGUACGAACAAAAACUGCACUGACAUUAUCCUUAUGACAUUACUCGCAAUAAUACAGCUUCGUUAUUUGUUACGUGGCAUCUGAUUUGUUGCAGAAUACAAACUCCUCCAUUUGGGUUUUCUAUACAUCUUCUAAAUUGUAUCGAAAUGAUUUGAGCUAUUUUCAAAUGUAUUUUAAAAGCAACUUCAGUUAUAACUCAUUCAUACAUGAAGCUCUAGCUGUAAUUAUAGAUUAUGAGGCAUACUGCAUGCAUGAUUUCAUUGCAACUGCUGUAUAGUGUGAUGUCUGAUGGUGAUAGUAAAGUGUAAAUACACGAUAUUUUACACAAUUGACUGAUUAUAGAUUACCUCAAUAUAGGUUAUUGAAAUGUCAUUCACAGACUUUGGUCCGCAACCUGUCUGUCCACAGCUAAAUCCACAAUAAACGACAAAGUAGUGCUGUUGCUUCUGAUUGGGUUAUUUAAUAAACAUUUGACGCGAGAGAUGGCGCAUACGGAAGGACUGGAAAAUGCCAUGGGAGAGUGUUCAGGAAAACAGGGGUCGACUCUUGGCCUGAGAAGUCGACCAUGCUCCAGCGAAAGAGAUGGCCAGGUCCGCGUUGUUAAAGCCUCGCUUCAGAAGAGACUCGGACCUUACGAGCCGAUGUUGACCUACCUACAGUCCGUUCUGGUGUGGGAAAGGCCGUUUCAGAGUGUGCUACUGUACACAGUGGUUAACGUUGUGUUCUGGUUCUUUGCCCUGACCUCGCUGCGCCUGCUCUUCCUGCUGUCCUCUGGCCUGCUUGUUUUCAUCUGCGUUGACAGCUGGAGGAACAAGAUCUGGCCUGAGAUCAGAGUGUCAUACUGCCCUUGGUGUGAAUACCCUGCUGGCCCUGUUAGAAAACCUGAUGAGUCUGAAAAUGAAAGCUGGGGCCUGGUGCAGCCAGGGGUGCUCAGUGUUCCAGAGCUGUGUCACCACAUUGCUGAGGUCUGGGUCUCUGGGCUGGCCUUCACAUCCAGCCUGGUGCAGUUCAAACGCCACAACCCUGGCAAGUUCUGCCUCCUGACCUGUGCCCUCUUGACCUGUCUGGUCAUGGUUGGACGGUACAUUCCUGGACUGGUGCUCUCUUACUCUGCAGUGCUGGCUGUUCUGCUGUGCCCCCUAGCAGCAUACCACCGAGUCUGGCAGCGUGUGUGCGUGAAGCUGGAGCCGGCCCUGCAGUGGCUGGACUUCAGCGUUCGCGGGUAUAUGACGUCAAAGCCCAUCGACAACCAGUUCCUCCGCAAGCCAAUUCGGGGUGCAGCAUCCGGUGAUGCCAGUGACAGUGAGGAGGAGCUUGCUGCAUUCUGCCCGACGUUUGACGAUGCUAUAGUGGCCAAAGAACUUGCGAUGACUGACUCUGAGCACUCUGACGCUGAGGUCUCGUACACAGACAAUGGGACCUUUAAUCUGUCCCGUGGCCAGACUCCUCUCACAGAGGGCUCAGAAGAUUUUGAUAGACACAGUGACAAUGAGGAGUCGUUUGCACGAGACCUCAAUGACUUCCCCUCCAUCAACCCAGAUGCCACCCUGAUGGACGACGACGACGACUCAUGCAUCGGGCUGCCCAGCCUGGGUCUUCGGUCUGGGCGGACUGGCCCCCGAACCACGGCCGAGCUGCUGGAUGUGGAAUCCCACCUGGACUCUGACCAGGACGACGAGGAGCUCUCCUUCAGCGGCCUCCCCACUGCUUCUGACUUCCUCGGAGGUGACCUGGCUGGAAUCAUCGCUAGCAACAUGAUUCAGGCGGCAUUGGCUGGUGCCAUGCAGCCUCGUCCCCCUGCCGCCCGCAGAGAGAGGGUGGGGCCCACCAGAGCAGGGGCCCAUAGGGGCUACCGCAAGCAGUCUAGCUCGGAGCUGGACACGGACUUGGUCGGAGAGGACUUUGAGAUGCUGGACCAGUCGGAGCUGAACCAGAUGGAUUCCUUUGGGGGUGCAGGAGGACGGGGAGGAGGGCAGGGUGGGGGACAGGAGUCCAGCUUCCUCUCCAACCUACUGGGGAAACCACAUUGAGGCUCCUCUGCCUGUGCAUAACAAUCAAACUAAGUCUUUGUGUGUGAUUGAGUGAUUGGAAUGUUUAUGGAUUGUUUUGACUGCGUGUAUGUGUGAGUCAUUUAAUCGUAGGAUCCAGCAGCCAGGCUCCCGAUUGGCCUCAGUUGAUAUCACUGUGAAGUACUUCUGAUUUCUAUCUCACUUUUCAAUUUCUUCCUUUAGUCUGUAGCUUGUAUGUGUAAGCCACCAUCAUCCAGAAAGUCUUCUUUUGCAGGCUGAGCAAUAGGAAACGCAAUGUAAAAAAAACUCCCAUCUGUUUUUGAAACAGCAUUACGGAACCACUUCUCUGUCCUGUCAUCCAGUAUGCCCUAGUGAGUAAUACGUUUUUUUUAAGUCGACCACUAGGUAGUAUACACAUUUCCUAAAAUGCUAGACACACAGGGCUAUUUAAUAUGGGACCAAGCAUGACAUUCCUGUUGAUUAGUGAAGUUUUACAACUGAAAUGACCUAGUUUUGAAUAGUUUUAGCAAUAGCUGACUGGUACUCUUUUUUUAGUAAAAACCACUGCUUUAAUUUUAAGACACUCAUUCUCUAUUAGAAACUAAGUAAAUAUGAAUGGGGAUAUUUUUUUAGAUCAUUCUUGAUUGAGACAUGAAUUUGUUUUGAGUCUGAAAUCAUUGUUUUAAAGAAAGGGGAUUGGUAUUUUAGUUAAAUGUGUUUUACUGUUUCCCCCCCGAAUGUUUCUUCCCACACCAUUGGUCCUGUUUUGUUUGCUGUACUUCUGGGUAGAUCUGUGAAUCUAGGGUUGCCUCAUGUGUUCUCCAUGUGUCUUGAAUGAGCAGUCAUGGGCUAUUUAGAUCUUUUUGUCUUUAUCAUCACAAUAAGUCACUUUAUCAAGUUAACCUGCUCCUUGUAUCCCUUCUCCCGUGGCAUUCCCAAUCCCUGACACCAUCUUCACUCAUUUUUGCCGAUCCUUCUCAGAGGAGAAUCUGUAGAAUAGACAUGCAUAUGUAAGAAGUACAGAAUAUAAGCCUUUUAGUUUAACCUCUAAACUCAUGCAUGAACCACAUUUUGUAAACGUCUUAAGAAAAUCAUCAGGAAAACAUGUUUACAUUGAUGGGUGAACAAAAUGCUGGUAUACAAAACUCAACCUGAUUAGCCUUUUUUUUAAAUGUGAAUAUGUAAAGGAAAAUAUGUAAUAUGCUUGUCUUUUAAAAACUAGGGUGCAGUAAAUGUUAGCCUAUUCUUUUUUUUUUGUGUGUGUGCAGGUCAGCAUGAUUUAACCUGCGAUGGGCAAACAAGCUCCUGCUGCUUUUGUCUUUUCAUGGAAACAAUCUAAUAAAUAGGAGUGAUUCUUCUUGGUCAAUGAAACUGAAAUGGCCCACAGAUGGGUUUUGCUGACGUAGCUGGAUCAAACAAUCAGAAAGAGACAAUGCUGGUUUAUAUAUAUAUAUAUAUAUAUGACAAAUUGCCCAAUAACGCUAUUUGUGUUGUAUAGAAAAUCAUGACUGUGGGAGAUUACCUACAAUAGAACUUCUAGAUUCCCUGUUCAUGGAGAUGUCCCAGAAAACAGAAUCUGUCUGAUCUGAAAAGGUUUGGGAUUUUAAUUAAAAAGAGUGAAUGUACAUGACUUGUUUUGGACCACUUUAGUUUAAAUAGGGGUUGUUGCGGUAUCGCUUCAUGAAGAUGGCCAGGCAAUUCUUCAUUAUUAGUAUUAUGUUCUAUAAAUUUGUUCGGUACAGUUUUUUUUCUCUCUCUCUGACAUUGGUUUUGAUGUGCAAAUCUUAUUAAAUAUGAAGUCUGGAUUAAA